Molecule: messenger RNA, 766 nt
Organism: Glossina fuscipes
Lineage: Eukaryota; Metazoa; Arthropoda; Insecta; Diptera; Glossinidae
Gene: MED22
Product: mediator of RNA polymerase II transcription subunit 22
Exons: 5
Coding region: 106-555 (149 amino acids)
Biological process (GO): regulation of transcription by RNA polymerase II
Cellular component (GO): mediator complex
Molecular function (GO): transcription coregulator activity
Source: RefSeq, a predicted model, not a curated record
AUCGCAAACGAUAAGCAGGGCCCCUUUUCUGCAACUGUUUACUACAAACAAACAUCAGCUGUUCAUCGCUAAUAAUUUCUUUGUUUCGCGGCCAAACAGAAAAGAAUGCUUAUAAAUAUGUCUGGGCAACGUGCUCUACCACAGUCAAAAGAAGCCCUCCUGAAAUCGUAUCAAACACGCUUGAAAGAUGAUGUUAAAAGCAUAUUAGAAAAUUUUGAAGAAACAGUUAAGCUGGCACGAGGCGAAGGCGACUCACAGCUCUCCAAAACCACUCAAUGUGAACAGGACACAUAUGAAAUGCAAGUACGAGCUGCCAAUAUAGUGCGGGCUUUUGAAUCGUUAAUGAAACUGGUUUCCGAUAUUAAACAAUAUUUAAUUUUGAACGAUUUUCAUUCGGUUAAUGAGGCCAUAGCUACCAAUUCACAAUUGUUUCGCGCUACUCAACGGGAUUGUGAUAAAAAAUUAAUGAAAUUACGCGAUGAGAUGGCUUUAGAUUUAUAUGAUUUAGAAGAAGAAUAUUAUACAAAAAUGGACCGGGUUGUGUUCGUUUUUUAAGUAAAUUGAAUUUACUUUUUGGGUUUCCUUCUUGCUGCUGCUGUUGUUGCGGUAUUUUUGUCACCACGGUUUCAAGUUUAGCUAUUCCUUUAAUGCAUUCUAGUAAAUCUUUCGAUUGCUUACUUUUAUUACUCGAAAGAGGAAUAAUCUCAAUCAAUAGCUCUCGUGCUCCAGAGAAUAAUAAAAUCUAUAGUAAAAGUUCUCCAUGUUU